Molecule: messenger RNA, 354 nt
Organism: Oppiella nova
Lineage: Eukaryota; Metazoa; Arthropoda; Arachnida; Sarcoptiformes; Oppiidae
Source: the annotation of a GenBank genome assembly
AUGAACACCAACUGGCCCGCCAGCGUACAGGUGUCCGUCAACGCCACGCCACUCAUCAUCGAUAGGGGAGAGAACAAGACCUCUCACAAGCCGUUACACCUGAAGGAGGUGUGUCAGGCGGGCAGGAAUAUGAUCCAGAUCACCUCACACCUAUUCCUGUUACAACUGGUGCACCGGCCGACCGUGCGGUCUGUACUGCAGGGUCUGCUCCGCAAACGCCUCCUACCUCUCGACCACUGCGCCGCCAAAAUCAAGAGGAACUUCACGAACGGCUCGCUUCCGGCCAAUCAAAGUAAUCAGACGGCGGUCGAGGAGGGAGUGGAACAGACGGCCAUCAAAGUGUCCCUCAAGUGU